CACAUCGAUUCGCCUGCAGCAUUUUCUGUGCUCGUGAUAGUCUUGUGGAGUGAUGGAGGAGAACGUGCCUCCCUGUGAAGUGAUCAAGGUGAAGGAAACUCCCGAGGCCAUGAUCCAAGCAAAGCCGCUGCAAGAUGCCAGCAAUCGGAUCUCCUCCAAGCUUGCUCCCAGCAGCGCAGAGCUGGAGAAGAGGUACAUCGAUACCAAGCGGCAUGAGAUUUCAGAGAUGCGCUUGCGGAACGAACGCUCCCGUCACAAGGCGGUUCGUGGGGCCAGCCAGAAGAAGCUCUCUGAAAGUGUUGGUUCUGAUGAUUUGAACUCAAGCUGCGAAAGAUUGAGGCGCGGACGCUCUGGGAGUCGAAAGGAGCUCACGGUGCCACGAGGUCCGGUGCUGCACACCUCCUGGCGCCCCCGCAGCACCGAGCGCGGCGUAGGCGACGCGGCGGCCUCGCCCUGGAGCCAGUCGUUGCGUCAACGGGCUCCCGAGACGCCACGGCGCCUGGAAGCUCCACGCUUUGAGGUUUCCAGCCCUGGCCCUGGCGCGAGAACUGGUCGCCGGCUCAACAUGACGCCAGAGUCCGUUCGUUCUGCACGAUCAACCAGCGUUCGCAGUGUGCGCAGUGUGCGUAGUGCGCGCAGUUGCUCCAACUUCAGCAUCGAUUCACGAUGUUCCUCGCAGUGCAGUCGUAUGAGCUCUUUGGAUUUGGAGGAGAUGGCUGCUGAGGAGGGGCGCCGGCGCCUCAAGGAGCUCAUGCGGCAAAAUGCCAAGAGUUGCUAUCAGGCCAUCAACUUCCCAGACAUGCGGCACGGCCAUCAUUCACUGAAGCUCACAGUUCCGGAAGGAUUCAACCUGAGUGUCAGCAAUCGGGCUGAUCCUCCAGGUUAUCCGAAGCAGGAGGAUUGCUCGUCCAUCAACGAGAAAUGGAGCAAGUCUCUCAGGCCUGAGAUGUUUGUGAAGUGGACGCGAGAGCUGACGGUGCCUUUGGGGCCUCAGCUACGGACUUCCAGGACCAGGCGAAGCCUUUCUGCUCGGGAGCACUCCUCAUCACGGAAGCACUCGGUUUCCUGCAAAGGACUGCCAGCACGUGAGAGAGAGGCCAUUGCUCGACAUCUGCAACGUUCCAAGUCGCAGGCGCUGGAAGCUCCCGAGAUUGUGCAGGUGAAGGAAGAAAUGGCUGGCCACGAUUGCCGUGGCUGCGCUGUCAGCCCUUUCUUCACAGCCUUGCCGGUCUGUGUGUUGCUUGGCCGCACACCGGGCCUUGUCCAAGCCUGGUCCGGAUUUGUGUGUCCUGCUUGGCCGCGCCACGCGCCCUGUUUUCUCCGCCUUGGUCCGGGCCUUGUCCGGGCCUUGUCCAGGUGUUUUCUAUCAAUCCAACGAUGCAGAACGGGACAUCAUCCUCGAUUGUUUGUUUUGCUGUUCCCAAACAGCUGGAGGCUAUAGGAAUAUAUUUGCAGACGUUUUGGAUUUCAAGGAAUUGACGCAACAAAAAUCCUGCUGAAACUGUUUGGGGUCUAAGCCCGUCAUAUUUGUCGAUGACGGACGCAGACAUUCUCAUACAAGACAAGUAUUAAAAUGGAUUGAACGGUUUUUGUUUGCAAGGCGCAGCUGACUGAGGAGGA
Durusdinium trenchii is the source of this 1620-nucleotide messenger RNA. Lineage: Eukaryota; Dinophyceae; Suessiales; Symbiodiniaceae. The record is from the annotation of a GenBank genome assembly.